ACAAGAGUACAGAAAACACAAAGGGCGAGGGUCAUACUCGUGAUUGUGAUACUUCCAGGUAAAACAAAUACUUAAUUAAGGCCUUAAUCUGUUAAUCCAUUUUCAGACAAAGUUAAAUAUUUUAUGUGUUUCUAUAAUUUCUAAAUUUGAUUUAGUUUGUUAUGUUUAUUUUGUUGUAUUACUAGCUACAAACUAACGGUUUUUUGUUGUGGUCUCAUGGCGGACCCUUUCAUGGGACAGGUGUUGUUCCUGGAACAAAGAAAAUUUCCUUAUUUGUCAAUUUAUUUCAUUAUUCUCGUUUUGUCUUGGCAUAUAAAGUUCAGAUUUAUUAGCUGAGUUUUAAAGUUUUUUCUUAAAAAUAUUUUGAUCCUUUAAUAUUAAAAUGAGUCACGUCUUUCUUUAUGAUACAAUGACUGUUUGCCGUCAGGAGGACAAAAAGAAUGAGUGCAAAUGUCGUGAUUAUUAAGACUAGAAUUGUACAACUAAAGCUAGAGUAGUAGUACGCGAAUUACACUAUUACGUAAUGAAUGAUGUAAUUACUAACUAAUAAACAUCCCGACGAGACAACUGAUAACGUUAAUUGUGGGAUUUUCUUCAAUUCUCAUUUGGAAAGAUAUUGAGUAAGAUUAUCUAAAGGAUUUUAUAGAAUUCGAUGUAAUUUACUAUCUAGAAAAUUAAAAUAUCAUUUACUCAACAGUUGUUUUUUUUACAUUAGUUGAAAGAACGAUACAAUAAAUAAACUGUUCUGUAUUGUCAUUUGGGAUGCCGAUCAAUUGAGAGUUUUAUAGUUGUUUUGUCUAUUAAAUUCAAAUGUUGAUCAAUGCUUUCUAUUUGUGGUGUAUGAAAUUAAGUAUCAUUACAAGAAGUCAGACGGAUCACGAAAAUACCUCUCAAUUAUGUCAAAUUUUUUAAUUUGAAUGAUUUAUUACACGUAGCCAGUGUUUGCUUAUUUACUAAUUAAAAUUAACUAUUUUCUUAACAGAUGAAUAGAUGAAUAUGAAACCAGACAGAGAAAAAUUGAGAACUCUUUUAACAGACACUGUCACGCUUCUUUGUCGAAACACGUUCGAAUGGAAUUUUCAAAGUCACAUGUGCGUACAGGGAGUAGUGGGUGUAACUCUCGAUGACAAAGAAGUUCUACUUGUUCAUAUAAAUCGUAAAGUUAAAUCGGGAUGUUCGGCUGAUACAACUUUUGAUGUCGAAGAUGCAAACGUUUGCGAAGAAAUUAUGUCAGAUGAUUUAGAAAGAUUAAUGAGGAAGAGGCGGAGUGGUGAAGGAAAGAAAAAGAGGAGACGCAGUAGCAGAGAGGAUUUAGGAAGCUCCGGUGAUUCAGACCCAAAUCAAGGAAGCACAUUUUCUACCCCACAAAAGGUUCACUCAACAAAUGGAAUUGGUUCCGAAGAAGAGAGAAAGAAAAAAGAGAAUCAUCUCCUAAAAGUCGUACUACCAGCUGUUGAGAAAUUAAAGGCUAAAGGUAUGGACGAUAGUGACUGUAGUGAAGGUAGCAACCAUGCAACAACUGCUUGUUCCACAAGCUCAACAGAAGAAAGGGGCGAUCGUAGAAAGUCAAGGAAGCCUCUGAAUAUCAACGCGCGAAGGGCAAAAUUUGAAAACAUGGAAAGCGAGGAAGAGACUGUUUUUGAAGAUACUGCCGAGCCUGUAAAAAUUGAGCGCGAAAGUAAAACAUUCGAGGCUGGAGUCUGGGAAGAAAGGAGUCAAAAUAUACCAAUGGACGAGGAUUCUGAGGGGAAAUUUGUUAUCCAUCAACCAGGCGAUCCUAAAGAGGACCUACAUAUUGACAAGGAUGAUCACAACACCUGGAUGCCUGGGAAAAAAGUACGUCGUUCAGCGCUUUCUAAGAGCAAGCCACACAAAUGCGAAAUAAAAGGAUGUGAUAAGUCGUUUUACCAUAAAACUCACCUGAGACGCCACGAACGACUUUCUCAUAAUAUGCUGCCGGCAAGACUCCGCCAUUUGGCUCAUGGUGGUAAUAGUAAUAAUGGGGCCAAUACUAGAAUUCCUACUCCUAUUUUACAAUCUCCGUCUUUCCCAAAUCCACCGCAUCCAGCAGCGUCUUCACUAUUGCAUGUUAUGCAACAGCCUGAUGUCUAG
Molecule: messenger RNA, 2112 nt
Organism: Dimorphilus gyrociliatus
Lineage: Eukaryota; Metazoa; Annelida; Polychaeta; Dinophilidae
Source: the annotation of a GenBank genome assembly